Messenger RNA from Pteropus alecto (black flying fox), 2427 nucleotides. It is a transcript of the gene ASPNAT, whose product is annotated as N-acetyltransferase 8 like. Gene Ontology annotation, cellular component: mitochondrial membrane. NCBI's taxonomy places the organism in Eukaryota, Metazoa, Chordata, Mammalia, Chiroptera, Pteropodidae. The transcript has 3 exons. Bases 1 to 657 code for a protein of 218 amino acids. The record is from RefSeq and is a predicted model, not a curated record. Gene Ontology annotation, molecular function: L-aspartate N-acetyltransferase activity.
AUGACGACGACGUCAGAAGGGGGACCGCGGGAAGGGUCGGGUCGGGGCGCAUGCGCAGUGCGCGCCAGACGCAGCGCGUCUUCCCGAGUCGCCUGCGCUGCUGUCGCGGGGUCCCUGAAACGCGCGCUCUGCUUCGCCCUCACCCGCUCGCUGCUGCUGACCUGUCUGGUGCCUGCCGGGCUGCUGGGCCUGCGCUACUACUAUAGCCGAAAGGUGGUCCUGGCCUACCUGGACUGUGCGCUGCACACGGACAUGGCCGACAUCGAGCAGUACUACAUGAAGCCGCCUGGCUCCUGCUUCUGGGUGGCCGUGCUGGAUGGCAACGUGGUGGGCAUCGUGGCGGCGCGGGCGCACGAGGCGGACAACACGGUGGAGCUGCUGCGCAUGUCCGUGGACUCGCGCUUCCGCGGCAAGGGCAUCGCCAAGGCGCUGGGCCGCAAGGUGCUGGAGUUCGCGCUGGUGCACAACUUCUCCGCGGUGGUGCUGGGCACCACGGCCGUCAAGGUGGCCGCCCACCGGCUCUACGAGUCUCUGGGCUUCAGACACGUGGGCUCCAGCGACCGCUACGUGCUGCCCGGCAUGACCCUCUCGCUGGCCGAGCGCCUCUUCUUCCAGGUCCGCUACCACCGCUACCGCCUGCAGCUGCGUGAGGAGUGACCGCCGCCCGCCCGCCGCCCGCCGCCCGCGCCCGCUUCCAGACGCUCACCUUGGCGUUCCCAUUGGGUUUUUCCUUUUCCGACAUCACGUGGUUCUCUGGCCGGUUCCGGGUGGGGGGGCGGGGCUGUUGCUCGUCCGUGACAUUUCGGGGGGUGGGUUGUCAGCAGCCACGGUCCCUCGCCCUCCCUAGCCUGCUGGAGCCAUGCCCUGAGGAGUGACAGCAUGGGCCACCACGCACCCAUGCAGCUGCCGGGCCCUGGCUGGCAGGGCCCCUUCCGGCCCUCAGCCACUGGGGCAGGCCCCACCUCGUCCACUGAGCACAGAACCUCUGCAGUGAGGCCCCCAUCCAGCAGCCCCUUGGCCACCAGCCAGGCUGCAGCUCAGCCAUUGGUCCCCGGAUGGCGUGGCCUGCUGGGCUGGCCGGCCACUGCCCCGUGGGGCGCUGAGCUGGCCGCGGUCCGCUUUGCUCUGUGCAUGCUGAGCACGUGGCCUGGCUGCAGCAUGCCGCAUGCCUGCCGCUCCGCCCUGCUGCCCUGCACAGGUGGGGCCCAGGCUGGUGAGCGCCCCGCCCCAGCCCUGAGCUGGGCGCGGUGGCCACCUGCUCUCGGGAGGGCCUGUCUCACAAGCCCUUUGCUUCCCCCAGUUCAGCUUCGCGUGGCCUCCGAAUCACUCUCCUUCCUUUUGGUCCCCACCCAUCCCCUGCCUGGGCUUUGCUGAUUGGCGUCAUCACCCCAUGUGGUUCCCAUAGCAACCCGCUGCCCAGCAGUGGUUAGGGCCCUUCAGGAGAGCCAGGUGGGGAGGCAGUCUUGGGGUCACCGCUCUCCCGUGCCACUGGAUCACAGUGGCCUCUCCCAGACCUCCCGAGGAAUCCCCCAGCUCACAGCCUACAGGCCCUGCCUGUGACUCUUACUAACCCAGGCUGCUGCCGGCACCUCUGAGCCCACAGCUUCUCCCAGCCUGAAACCGACCUGUUUUUUAAUAUGUUAUUUAGACAGAAUAGCACUCUGCAUGUCUUUAAUUCUUGGGACAAAAUGGUAGUUUAUACCUUAACACACACACACACCAGUGUGGUCUAGAAUAUGCAGUUUCUGGCCCAGUUGGUGGGGGUGGGUGGCCGGGUGGGUGGAGGUUUCAAAGUCCGAAACCUGGAAGGAGACCCUAGCUGAGCUUGAUUGCCCCCCAGGAGCGUUCCUGGUUGGCGAGGCGGCUGCAGGCCACCCCUGCCCGGCCUUGCAGCCUCUGGGAGGAGAGCAGGUCUUGCCGUCCGUGCUGCUGGCCCUCCUCCCCAAGGUCGGAGGCGGGGGGCUCUUGGGCAUGGACGGCCUGGGUGCGGGGGGAGCAAGGUGGUGUUUGGCAGCACCUGCACCUCGAGUUAGAAGCCUGGACCUGGCUGUGGUGACAGGAGGGGCAUCAGUGCCUGCCAAGACCCCUUUCUUUGGGAGUUGCGGGAGGCGAGGCAGGCCACUGAACUGGGUCCCACAUGCCUGAAAAGGCGCUUCGGAAAUUAGCAAGUGAAUGAAACAAACCCAGUUUCCCAAGGAGCCUUCUGUGCUGUCAGCAAUCGAGAUAUUUGCAGAACACUGUACAGACCCUGCUGUCCCCUGUACAUAUCCCCCUGGUGGCACCCGGUCCCUGCUGGGGAUGGGAGUUUUGUAGACUGUACAGAAAUUGGCACCCUAUUUUCUUGCAGUUCUCAGAUUUUGUUAACCUGGAUUAUACAGACAGACGUAAAGUGUUUUAGCAAAAUGGAAAACAAACAGUUGUGCCUUU